CACACAAAGGAGGGCUUUGAGGGGCCUCCAGCCAGGCCCAAGCUGAUCCCCUCUCCCCCCCGGUGCGUCACUUGCCCCAAUCUGGGCCUCCCUGUGGGCCCGAUUUAACAGGAAACUGUGGGCCGUGAGAGGUUCCUUGUGACACACUAAUCCCAGCCUGCUGACUGGACCACGCCCCCAGUGGAGGCAACCUCCAGGGUCCUGGAGGACACGGGCAGCAGGUACCCCAAGGAGAAGCUGCUGACUUGACAGGUAAGUCAGCUGCCUGGAGAGGCCAGGACAAAAGAAGCGAGGUUCUUUUUCUCAGUACUCCGAGUCUUCCAGAGACAGCAUGUCAGAGGGGGCGGGCACAUUCCGCUUGGUCCCUGAAGAGGAACAGGAACUCCGUUCCCAACUGGAGCGGCUUACAACCAAAGACCAUGGGCCUGUCUUUGGCCAAUGCAGCCAGCUGCCCCGCCACACCUUGCAGAAGGCCAAGGACGAGCUGAAUGAGACGGAGGACACUCGGGAGGAGGUGGUGCGGGAGCUGCAGGAACUAGUGCAGACAGAGGCAGCCUCUGGGCAGGAGCUGGCAGUGGCUGUGGCCGAGAGGGUGCAGGGAAAGGACAGUGCUUUCUUCCUGCGCUUCAUCCGCGCACGCAAGUUCGACGUGGGGCGAGCCUACGAGCUGCUCAGAGGCUACGUGAACUUCCGGCUGCAGUACCCAGAGCUCUUCGACAGCCUGUCCCUGGAGGCCAUCCGCUGCACUGUGGAGGCUGGCUACCCUGGUGUCCUCUCCAGUCGGGACAAGUAUGGCCGAGUGGUCCUUCUCUUCAAUAUUGAGAACUGGGACUCUGAAGAAAUCACCUUUGAUGAGAUCUUGCAGGCAUAUUGUUUCAUCCUGGAGAAGCUACUGGAGAAUGAGGAAACUCAAAUCAAUGGCUUCUGCAUCAUCGAGAACUUCAAGGGCUUUACCAUGCAGCAGGCUGCUGGGCUUCGGGCUUCCGAUCUCAGGAAGAUGGUGGACAUGCUCCAGGAUUCCUUCCCAGCCCGGUUCAAAGCCAUUCACUUCAUCUACCAGCCGUGGUACUUCACCACAACCUACAACGUAGUCAAGCCCUUCUUGAAGAGCAAAUUGCUCCAGCGGGUCUUUGUCCAUGGAGAAGACCUCUCCGACUUCUUCCAGGAGUUCGAUGAGGACAUCCUGCCCUCCGACUUUGGGGGCACACAGCCCAAGUACGACGGCAAGGCUGUUGCCGAGAAACUCUUUGGUCCCCGGGCCCAAGCCGAGAACACAGCCUUCUGAGAACAUCUCCUGCCAUCCAACCUGUAGUUAGUAUCCCCGGGCUUCUCCUUAGCUGUCCUGGACCCAUAAGGCUGGGGAAAAGGCUGCUCAGGGGGACUGUGGUUCCCCUGAACCUCACUAAGCUUGGGUGAGCUCAGGUGUCACCCUCCUCCCAAGUUGGGGAGCAAUAAAGCAGGGGAAUUCCCUUGAGCAAGAAUUGAGGAGAGUUCUAUUCCUAUCGCCUCUGAAGCUUUAGGACAGACAUGUGUAGGGUUGGGUUUCAAAGACUCUAAUCAAGCUUCUCAAUGAUUUCCUUUGUAACAGAGUUUUGUUAUUUAGGGUCUAUGAAAAUAGGCAAGGAGACUGGCUUAAAAGUCUCUCCCCC
Messenger RNA from Vicugna pacos (alpaca), 1649 nucleotides. It is a transcript of the gene RLBP1, whose product is annotated as retinaldehyde binding protein 1. NCBI's taxonomy places the organism in Eukaryota, Metazoa, Chordata, Mammalia, Artiodactyla, Camelidae. Gene Ontology annotation, molecular function: phosphatidylinositol bisphosphate binding. The record is from RefSeq and is a predicted model, not a curated record. Gene Ontology annotation, cellular component: membrane.